Messenger RNA from Stegodyphus dumicola, 5812 nucleotides. RefSeq names its product neutral ceramidase-like. Gene Ontology annotation, molecular function: N-acylsphingosine amidohydrolase activity. Gene Ontology annotation, cellular component: extracellular region. The record is from RefSeq and is a predicted model, not a curated record. NCBI's taxonomy places the organism in Eukaryota, Metazoa, Arthropoda, Arachnida, Araneae, Eresidae. Gene Ontology annotation, biological process: ceramide catabolic process; long-chain fatty acid biosynthetic process; sphingosine biosynthetic process.
GCGUUCUUUCUUCCGUCACAAUAAAGAGGUGCACGUGCUGCGAGAGGACGACCUGAUCUAGCGUCUCUUGUAGCAGUGGUUGUUAAGACACAUUGGCUUAACGCAUUGUUUAUUUUGAUCAUGGCCAUGAGGAUUCUUUAUUUAGCGGUAUUUUUAAACUUCGUAACUGGUUCGCUGGCUGACAGGCAACCUGAUCUCUACAAUAUUGGUGUUGGAAUAGCGGAUGUCACUGGACCAGCAGCUGAAAUUAACAUGAUGGGAUAUGCUAAAAUGGCCCAAGUGACAAAAGGAAUCCACAUUCGUCAAUACAGCAGAGCGUUCAUCGUAGGUGACAACAGUUCACGCAUCGUCAUUAUUACCAUUGACUCUGGAAUGGUGUCGCACGCUGUUAAAAUGGAGGUUUCGAAAGCUCUCAAAGAAAAAUUUGGAAAUCUGUAUUCAGAAGACAAUGUCCUAAUUACAGCAACUCACACACAUGCAACCCCCGGUGGAUAUCUGCAGUAUCUUCUGUACUUGAUUCCGUCUCAAGGAUUUAUCCGUCAGACUUUUAUCAGCCUUGUCCAAGGCAUAGUAAAGAGUGUGGAGAGAGCUCAUGCGAACAUUCAACCUGGAUACAUCUACUGGAACGAAGGUGAAGUUCAGAACGCGAGUAUUAACAGAAGUCCAACGGCCUAUAUCAAUAAUCCAGAGGAAGAGAGAAACAGAUAUCAGGACAACGUAGACAGAAAUAUGUUCCUGCUCAAGUUCACUGAUGAAAAUGACAAACCUUUGGGAAUGAUCAACUGGUUUGCUGUCCAUCCAACGAGUAUGAACAGCUCGAACUAUUUGAUUAGUGGGGACAACAAAGGAGCUGCCUCUCUCAUGUUCGAAGAAGCUUUGAAUGGUUACAGUGCACUACCAGGAAAAGGUCCUUUCGUAGCUGCGUUUGCUCAAUCCAAUGCAGGAGAUGUAUCGCCAAAUACACUGGGUGCCCGCUGCCCCAGUGAUCCAGCGGAAAAGUGUGACAUUGAAACCAGCACUUGCCGAGGAGGGAAAGAAAGAUGUGUAGCUGUAGGACCUGGAAAAGAUAUGUUCGAGAGUACGUGGAUCAUAGGAGAACGUCAAUAUAAAACAGCGAUGGAAUUGUUCAAAUCGGCAUCGAAACGAUUGAGUGGACCUGUUUUGUACAUUCAUCAAUUUAUCGAUAUGUCCAAUGUAGAUCUCUCUACUAACGAAACUGAAAGAAGGACUACCUGCAAACCAGCGAUGGGUUACAGCUUUGCAGCUGGAACCAUUGACUGCCCGGGAGAAUUUGAUUUUUUACAAGGUACAACGAAAGGCUCGACUUUAUGGAACAUAGUUGUUGAUUUCAUCCGCAGACCUUCUAAAGCCUUGAAACAGUGUCAAUAUCCCAAACCCAUUUUACUAGCCACAGGCGAGAUGUCUCUGCCGUACAAAUGGCAGCCAGAUAUCGUUCCUACCCAAAUCAUCAAAAUAGGUAACUUGGCUGUGCUGGGGGUCCCCGCAGAAGUGACAACAAUGGCUGGCCGUCGAUUACGAAAUGCUGUGAAAAAGGUCUUUCAAGAAUCUAGUUACCACUCUGGUGAUACUCAAGUUGUCUUAGCAGCGCUCAGUAAUGCUUAUUCUUCCUAUAUAGCCACUUACGAAGAGUAUCAGGUUCAGCGUUACGAAGGUGCAUCAACAUUGUAUGGUCCACAUACGCUAGAAGCGUAUAUCAUGCAAUAUGAAAUGCUGGCUGAUAAUAUGCUGUUGAGAAAUGAUAUUGGACAUGGUUUAGAACCAGCUAAUCUCCUUAAUCAGCAACUUAGUUUCAAACUCAAUGUCAUGUUCGAUGGUAUUAGGAGAGGAAGGAGUUUUGGAGAUGUUCUGAAGGAUGCCAAUCCCGAAUACAAAGUGGGGUCAAUAGUCAAGGUUUCUUUCGUCAGUGGACAUCCGAGGAAUGAUAUGAUGUUGGAGAAGACAUUUCUCACUGUUGAACGGUGGAACAACGAAACGAACAAUUGGGAUGUAGUGGCAACUGAUGCAAAUUGGGAAACUAAAUAUUUUUGGCAAAGGACGAAUUCCCUGAUUGCUGAGAGCAUGUCGACUGUCACGUGGGAUAUUCCUGUUACCACAAAAACUGGCCGAUACAGAAUCAGGCAUUUUGGAAAUUCGAAGAACUUAUUACAGAUUAUAAAACCUUACGUAGGCACUUCACGAGAAUUUAUUGUUACUGCAUAGCGUUUCUUUUAAUGUCCUAUUUGGUACUUACUACAUCACAGUCAUUAUUUUGACGCUCCUAUAUUUUGUCUUAAACAAGAAAAUUUUUCUACGGUUUAUUUUUAUGAAUUGGGAAUUUUUUCUUUUCUCAGGUAUUUAAUUACUGUAAAAAAAUUUUAAGGUCUGGAAAACAAAAUGUCAGCAUAAAUAUAUGUUUAAAGAAAUAUCUUUUUAGAAAACGUGUUGCAGCAAGAUUUACAGAAAUUUUAAACAAAGACUAUUUAUCCGCGAAAUCAGUUUUACUUCCAUAGUCAUCCUAAUAAUUUUUGAAUGUAAUAAUGAAUUAUGAGCUUGAUAAAAAUUCAUCUAAAAAGUUUAAAUGUUCUAUAACUGUUUAAUUUUGUGAUGCUAAAAUACAAAAGAAUCUUGAAGACGCACCAAAGGAAAUGUAACACGUAUGUUUCACAAAUAUAAUUUUCGUAUAAUUAUUCUUUCUAAAGAAACAUUUAGUAUACAAGCAGUUAAAUAAAUAUAAAUUUAAGCUUAACAAUAAUCAGCCAUAUGCGUCGCUUUAUGAAUUAAUUCUUAAUUCAACAUUUUCAUGUCUAAUUUAUCAUUUCAUCAGGAAUUUUUAGAAGUUUCCUUACAAGUGAAUUAGAAUACGAUUUCUUAUGACGGAUUUUUCUUACUUUAAUUCAUUAGACUUUUAAAUAACACGCGAACACAUGCGUAUAUAGUAUUUUUAAGUAGAAAUGCUGGAUAUCCUUAGUGUUGAUUUGCGGGAUAUUAGAUAAUACGAAGUCGCGAUGCCAACUUAUACAGUUGAACAAUUUGGCUUCGCUCCAAAACUCUUGAAUAUGAGCAGUAACAAGGAAUAGUAAUUCGCAGUAUAAUUAAUAGAAAAAUACUAUUUAUGAUUUACCUGUGCUUUUAAGCAGUUUAAUCUGGAGAAUAAGUUUAUUUGUUUAUUAAAUCAGUAUUAAAAACAAAAAGAACGCACUGUAAAUAAUGAAAGAACAAACAUCAUUAAGUUUGUUUAGUUGAUUAAAGCAAAGCACACUAGGGCUAUUUGCCUAAGACGAGGGAUAUCUUCGUCAAGUACUUUCGAAGGAGAACUGGCUCGUAAACACGUUACACAUAGAAGAAGCACCCAGCCCGUUCGUCAGGAAUCGAGCCCAGGUCGCAGCUACCAGUAUUCAGCGAUUUUGCCGCUCGGCCGCUGGUAGGUCAAACAACAUUAGAAAUGAAGAAACUAAAUUAUAAUUUAUUAUCGCAUCACCUGCUUUUGCUACACCUGUCGUGUGUAAUUUUCUUUUCCUUUCUCUAUUUUCGGUUGACAGUUUUUUUAGGCUGAUAACUUGUAAUAGUCAUUUUUCCUUAAUUCCGCAAUAAAAAAGGUUAUUUCUUUAAAAAAUAUGGCUUGGUUAAUCAAUAACUCGGUUAGUACACCCAUGAUUUAUAGAGAGUUUAGUGUAUGUAAACAGAAUAAAAACAAAAGACAUUUUCAAAAAUAUUUCUUUCUCGAUUUAAUAUUAUUAUUUCAGGAAAUAAAUAUUUGACAAACUUUCUCGGGUAGGUUAAGUAACCAAAAAAAGAUUUUCAAAAAACAAAGAAUAAAGUUGUAUGAAUUAUGCAGCCUUCUGAGAUUUCAAGGAUUACAGGCGAUAACUCUUUUUAAGGCAUGCAUUAUCAUUUCUUCCAGCCUUUUUCUAUGAAAGCCUUUUCCUGCUUCCUCCUUUCAACGUUUUCCUAUUAGCUGUAAUUAUUAUAAUAUUAUGCAUUUCUUGCCAACUAUUUUUAAGCCAACCAAAAAUGUGUAUAAUAUAGAGCUGUCGAAACGCAAUACAUCCGUUAAAACAUUUCAGUAGCUCUUAGUUGAGGUGAAAACUGAAUAGAACUGGCCUAACAUUUUUCACAAAAAUUGGACAUUUUUCGAAGGAAGUUAGUUUUAUGACUAUUAGCAGUUAAGUAAAGUUUCACUGCACAGUAAAGUGUAAAUACUGCACAAUAAAAUCUAAACGAGCUGUCCUUGAGUAUAGCAUGCCUGUUUUAAUUGAGGUUUUAUUAUUCCAAAGUUAACAGCUUCCAAAGAAGAAUUAAUAUCGUAAUUUAAAUACCAUUCAUUUUCUGUUACAAUCAGUGUAACAGAAACGUAAAGUGACACAUUUUGUGUAUUUCAGUCUGUACAAAAUAAGUGUUGAAAGCAUUAAGAUGGUGUUAAUUUAAUAGUUUUAUAUUUUAUACUUUAAACUCUUGAUUAAUAAAUUAUGCUUUAUUCAGCUCUGUUUUAAAGUACAUUCUGAUUAUUGUAUAUAUCAUAUAUCAUUUGCCAAUUUUACUAACUUAUUUAGGAAUUAGUUUUUCGAUAUGUCAUUAUUUUUAGUUAUUUCUUAUUUAUAAGCAACUAUGAUUACUUUGAAUUACCUUCUUUCGUGUGGCAGCCAAAGCGUUCGUAUGCAGAAGGUCUGUAAUAAUCAAUACAGAUGUAACUAACAUCUGCGGAUAACCGUCAUUUGUAAAUACUUACUUAAGUAUAAAAGACAAAAACCUCCAACUUGAACUUUAAGCUAUUUCGACUGAAGUUAAUUGCAGAAAAAUUGUGCGUGUUCCUAAAGAACUUGAUAUAAAUCCUUCUACAAGUAACAAAAAUUCUGCCCCAUUUUGACGAAAAUACGUGAUAUGAACGAAUAUAAAUAUUAAAUAAACAACAAAAAGGGAAGCAAUAGUUAUAGCACCCUCUGUAGGAGAAAAUGGAAACUAGACGCAUAUUAAAAUUUAGCCUUUAUAUGAAGUUUAUUUUAAAUGGCACAGUUUAAUUAACUUUAAAAGACAAUUGAACUCUAUACUUUACAAAUCGCUUGUGGAAGGGAAGAAAAUGGACUGGAUUAAAAUUCUUAUAAUUAAAGUACAAAAAAUAUUUUAUCCAAUCGAAAUACACGUCUGCUAAUUCUAAGCACCUUUUGAGUGUUUGUGUCCUUUUUAAUAAUGAAUUUAGCCAAUCUCAUUACAGUCUUCAAAUGAUCAGUAUGCAUAAUUACAGUUAAUUAAUAGGUCAAAACAACGGCAGCCACAUGUAUUUACGUUGCAUGCACGUACUUUACAUCUCCAGUUUCAUUAUUGCAUUACUUUGUAAAUAAAUUUGUAAAAUAUAUGAUUACAAAUUAUUUCAGCUUCUAUUGAAAUGUUUAUAUUGCGAACGGUCAUUGAAUGGUAUUGUUAUAUAUAUUUCAUACUUGUGACUAAUACUUAGGAUAAGGUCUACAAAAAGCAUUAUAAAUUAAUAUUUAAUCAUGAAAUUUUUAAUGACUUUUUUCUUUUCUGUAAAAUUUUUUAGUAUUACAAUUUUAAAUUAUAUAUUUUAUGAAAUAUAAAAUCAAAUAUCCAAAACGCUCAGGUGAUUAAAAGAGUUUAAAUUCUUAUUAUAUUUAGUUUAAACUUUAAUUUCCAAAGAAAUGGGUUUUGAAAAAUGUUUUUAAUCUUUCAUAUUUGGUUUCACUUUUGAAGUAUCUUUGAUUUGUUUCAUUAUUUUUAUCAUGUAAAUAUGUGUACAUUUUGUGUAUGUCUAUCUGUAGAUAUCUGUGAUAAUAUUACUAAUAAUAAAUAAUACGGACUA